Myotis brandtii (Brandt's bat) is the source of this 1136-nucleotide messenger RNA. It is a transcript of the gene PDCL3, whose product is annotated as phosducin-like 3. The record is from RefSeq and is a predicted model, not a curated record. The transcript is spliced from 6 exons. The coding region runs from base 113 to 835 and encodes 240 amino acids. Gene Ontology annotation, biological process: positive regulation of gene expression; protein folding; angiogenesis. Gene Ontology annotation, cellular component: cytoplasm. NCBI's taxonomy places the organism in Eukaryota, Metazoa, Chordata, Mammalia, Chiroptera, Vespertilionidae.
GGGGCGACAGCUGAGCUGGGAGAAGAGGCCGGGCGGCAGCUGCGCGCAUGCGCAGAAGAGACCUGCGCGAUCGGGCGUGGUGCUCGGCCUGGCUUAAGAUAUUUGAGACAAGAUGCAGGACCCCAAUGCAGACACUGAGUGGAAUGACAUCUUACGCAAAAAGGGCAUCUUGCCCGCGAAGGAAAGUUUGAAGGAACUGGAAAAGGAGGCAGAAGAGGAAGAGCAGCGAGUCCUUCAGCAGUCAGUUGUGAAAACAUACGAAGAUAUGACUCUGGAAGAAUUGGAGGAUAAUGAAGAUGAAUUUAAUGAGGAAGAUGAACGAGCUAUUGAAAUGUACAGGCAGCAGAGACUGGCUGAAUUGAAAGCAACUCAACUGAGGAAUAAAUUUGGAGAAGUUUUGGAGAUCUCAGGAAAGGAUUAUGUUCAGGAAGUUACCAAAGCCGGAGAGGGCUUGUGGGUGAUCCUGCACCUUUACAAACAAGGGAUUCCCCUCUGUUCCCUGAUAAACCAGCACUUCAGUAGACUUGCCAGGAAGUUUCCUGACGUCAAAUUUAUCAAAGCCAUUUCAACAACCUGCAUACCCAAUUAUCCUGACAGGAAUCUGCCCACAAUAUUUGUUUACCUUGAAGGUGAUAUCAAGGCUCAGUUUAUUGGACCUCUAGUGUUUGGUGGCAUGAACCUGACAAUAGAUGAGUUGGAGUGGAAAUUGUCUGAGUCUGGAGCAAUUAAGACGGACCUGGAGGAAAACCCUAAAAAGCCAAUCGAAGACGCCUUGCUGUCCUCAGUGCGCAGCUCCAUCCCCAUGAGCAGGGGCAGCGAUUCCGAGGAUGACUGAGCUGUGCCGCGGUACUGUCCUGCCCUGCCCGGUGCCCUCUUGGUUCCUGGGUUGAUGCUCAACCACUGAGCCACACCGGCUGGGCCUGAGCUUUCUUGAUAUGACAGAUGAUCUGGAUUUUUUUUAAAAAAAGGAAAAAGUAGGAAUGAAUCCUUUGUUUUUUAGCCUUUUAUAAUUAUGUUUCAAAUCUCGUAGUUCUCAGGAAUAAUCAUUGCUAGGAAUCCUAUUGGAUUUCUUAGAACUCUUUUUAAAUUAAUAACAUUUUCUUAAAAAAAUAAAGACCAGCUGUUGGUAUGGCAAA